AUGGACGCCGAACGCCCCAACCUAUCUACUACUUUACCAAGGAACUUCAUGUUUCAUUACCGUGACGGCCCGGCUCCACAGACACCCGAGCCAGAGCCACAACCCGAACAGCUGCAACCGCCGCCGCCGCCUCGACAAGUGCUCAAGGUCCGUCGUCGCCGUGCCACCAUGGCCUUGAACCACGACAGCAUGGACGCAGUCAUGGACCAGCAACCUAUCCCAACCAUUGAGGCCCCCGAGAUCAUGUCCGAAACUUCUAGCGAUCUGCCACCAUACUCACUGCCACAAAACGACGCGUUCCUGUCUCCAGGAUUCGGCUUCAGUCGUAUCCUCUCUCCGCCCAAGACUCCUGUCGCGCAGAUGAGAACCAUCAGCCACUACGAAGGACCUCAGGACUGGUCUGACGUCCCACAUGUCAGUCAGAGUGAAUCAUCAAGCAGACCUACCUCUUCGUCGGGCUUCUCAGACUCGUCUGUCUCGUCUUGCGAUAGCAUUGGAUCAUUCAUGUCGCGAAGCGGCAGCUGCACCAGUCUAGAAGACGAAUCAUCAGAUCCCUUCGCGUUCUGCCCACCCGCGAACAAACCUCAACGUCCGACCUCACCUUCGAUGGCUACCCCACAACCUCGCCCUGCUAAGAAGCUAAGAUUGAGAGCAUCCUUCAAUCAAGAAAUGGAUCACCACUUGUGGAUGACUUACAUGAAGUAUCUCCAAGAUCCUACAGUGACGCCGUUCAAGGCUCUGCCGAGCACGACUCCCCCGAAUGGAGUAUGCCAUCGCGUGGCGAGGAUGGCCCGCAAGACCUGGAAGGGCCCAAAGCACACUCGCGCUGGCCCGCACGCGACCCCACAAUCCCACCCCCUGACUGGUACACCAAGUGCCCUAAGGUCGAUAAGGAGCGGCAACAACACACCUAUCACUCUGUCAAGCAAGUCAUCAACACGCUUCCCUAGCGAGAAGCAAUGUCGAAAGCGACUACGAGACUUGGCCAAGCAGAAGCCGACUCUGUCUGCACACUAUCAGCGUAUGCUUCGUCGAUCGCCUUCGCCGCUACAAUCCUCUCCCCCACCUGAGCCAGAGCCGCAACCGAUGCAACCGAUGCAACAGACGCAACCACAGCAACAAGAACAGCAACCGUUGUCCUCGCCUUUCGGCUCUGCUAGCUUUUCCACAAGGGACAUGAAUCUGUCGCUGGCUACAAGCACCGCAGCGUCGAUGCAGUUGGGUAACCCGUUGUCGCAACUUACCAAGGAUAUAACACCGAGACCGUCGCCGCGAACAUGGUCAAGUGCGCGUUCUUCUGCUCACCAGAAGUCGCAAUCGCUCCAUAUCGGUCUGGGAUUGGGCAACGUGCUAGGCUCACCAUUCCAUGCGAGGUCUGAGUCUACCAACAGCAAGAUGAACCAGAGCAACGCGCGAACGUGGCACGCGCAGUCAUCCUCUUCCCAAACACCACGUCUCGGCUCACCUUUUCAAUUGCACGCGCCUCGACCCAAGUCGAGGGUGUUCAAGCGACGCGCGCUUCACAACAGCUUCGAAGAUAGAGCACGAAACCGUGGAGAGAGCUUCGUCAACGAGAUGUUUGGGGCACCAGCCGAGUCAAGCCAUCGUCGUGUAAGGAGCCGUGGUUUCAGCUUGGGCGACAUGAUGGAAGGUGCCCGGCGACUACCUCUAGUAAAUGACCCAUCAGGGUUCAAUCCGUUCGCACAUGCUGGAUCUGCUAUGCCUAGCCCAGCUCAGACCUCGCCUGCCGUGCCAGCAGAUGUUCAAAGUAAAGGUACUGUUCGACUAGGCUCACCAUUCGUUGGUCGAUCAAGUAAUACCUUUCCUCGAGCGGCACUCUCGCAUAGCUUCGAGCCUCCAGCUUCGUUCGAACAGCGUUUCGCCGGCAUGCCUAGCGACUCGGCACACCUAUAUCGAUCGUAG
Messenger RNA from Alternaria burnsii, 1923 nucleotides. RefSeq lists its product as uncharacterized. NCBI's taxonomy places the organism in Eukaryota, Fungi, Ascomycota, Dothideomycetes, Pleosporales, Pleosporaceae. The record is from RefSeq and is a predicted model, not a curated record. The transcript has a single exon. Bases 1 to 1923 code for a protein of 640 amino acids.